Messenger RNA from Aspergillus calidoustus, 384 nucleotides. NCBI's taxonomy places the organism in Eukaryota, Fungi, Ascomycota, Eurotiomycetes, Eurotiales, Aspergillaceae. The record is from the annotation of a GenBank genome assembly.
AUGGCCCCAACCCUCACCAUCGCCCAAGAAUACCGCUACUACCGCACAGGCCUCGACCUAUGCCUCUUCAACAGCAAAACCGACUCCUCCUGCAACCAGGGAGCCCCCAAAGAGGCUGCCGCCGCAGAAGACGCCGAGCCGUGGUGGGGGUUCGCCGAGAAGGGCGCCGCGGGCGGCCUCCUCAUGCAGCGCGGGACGAUCGAGCAGAUCUGGCACUUUAAUUUCUUCGUCCUCGUUGAGCCGCGGAGCGAUAUGUACCAAGACCGCGCGGCGUUUCGGGUUGCGACGCUGAGGGAUGUGGAAACCUUCUGGACGGAGGAUCAGACGUUCGAUGAGACGGCGCGGAUGCCGCCGAGCGAGGGGGAGAUCGUGCGGGGAUUCUAG